AUGCUAUUCACGUCACCAUUUAUAACAAUAUUUCUAAUAUAUCUAACAUACUUCAUUAAUCCUUGCAUAUCAACAUUUAUAAAAUCUCAUCCAUGUUCAACAAAACAAAAUCAGUCAAAAUUACAACCAUUUAUAAUAAACGUUGCAUUAGAUACACAUCAAAAGAAAUUAAAAUUUUUUAUAAAUUCACAAGUAGCAUUAUAUGAUGGAAUAAAUACUGAUAGGAAUCCAGCUAUUACUAAUUAUAAUUCUACAACCAAUAGAUCUACUUCACUACAAGUACAAAUAAAUUUUAUGGGUAAACAAUUUAUAAAUGAAACCAAAAAUUUUUGUGAUUUAGUGUCUGUUAAAAAUACAACAAGUUUUAGAAAUAGUCCAAGAUUUGUAAAGAAUAAUAAUAAUACCACGAAUAAUAAUGAUAAUGAUAGCGAUGAUCCUUUAAGUCCGAUGAAUAUUAUGUCAAAUUCUACUAGCAAUGAAACUUCAAAAGCUCAAAUAAGUAAUAUAAACUCAUUAAUAGAUCGUAUGAACCGAACUUCAUUAGGUUCAACUGAUAGUACCAUCACUGAAUUAUUUUCAAAUUCUACAGGAAAUUUGGUUCAGUGUCCAUUAUAUUAUAAUGAUUCAAUAAUGAUUUAUUACGAAGCUGAUGUUAGUGAACAUUAUCAUAGAUUAGGAUCCUAUCAAAUUGUAUUCAAAGUGCUAGAUAAUGAUAAAGAUUCAAAAUGUAUAGGGUGCUCAAAAACAUAUGUGACUCCAGUUCAACCAGCUUUUAUAAAUGAUGCUAUAACAAUAGGUAUUUUAGUGAUUAUGGCAGUUUCUACAAUUGUAAAUAUAUUUACUGUCUCAUUUUCAUCAUAUCAAGAAUCUACAAAUCCCUAUUUAUUUAGGGCAUCAACCAUAUGUAAUGAAAAGCUACUAAAUCAAAUUGAUGCAAGCGUUCCUGAUAUUAUAAUGUAUCUACAGUACGCAUUAUUCUUAGGUGGAUUAGAUUUAUUAUACCCCGGUUUUUAUCAACCAAUGUUGAGUCAAAUUAGUUGGUGUGCUUUAUUAAAUUUUUCAAUCAUUGGUAGUUCCAGUCCUUGGGAUGAUGAAGAUGAAGAUAAUGUUUAUGUCACUAUGGCAUCUGGUGGAUUAUCAAGUUUAACUUUAGUUGGAAAUAAUAAUCCAAUAGUAAAUAAUUGGCCAAAUUUCAUGGCUAUAUUGUUAAUCGUGAUUGUUAUUGUUAUUGUUGGCAAACAGUUAUUUAUUGGUGCAAAACUUUUAUUUGAUAAAUUUAUUGAAUUAACUUGUAAAAAAACUAUUAAAAAUCCUUCACCUUUUCAAUUUUGGUCAAAGAAAAAUGUCUAUUUAGUUGCUGGUCAAAUUUUACAAAUGUGGUUGGUUGUUUUUGGAAUGCCAUUUUUAAUAUUAAGUUCAUUUUUAUUUUUAUCUGCUAAUGAUAUAAAUGGAAAACAUCGAUCGUUAACUAAUUUUGGUAUGUUAAAGAAAGGGGUUUUUUCAUUUACAACUCCAUAUAAUGAAUUAAUAAUUCCUAAUAAAGUUUUCUCAUUUGGAUUAAGAGCUUCGUCACUUGAAGGAUUUCAUCAAGCACCAAUUCCGAAAUUUCCACUUAUUGAUGGUCCAGAUAAACCUAAAAAGACGGAUAAUGAUGAUAAUUGGUUAACUUCAGCACCACCACCAAAUUCUACUUUCAACAAUACCUUAUUACAUUCAAAUUUAACACUUGGCGGUACAAAAUUAAAAGGUCAUGAUUGUGAUUAUAUGAAUAUAUCAAAUGCAAGUGUUGCAUUAUCAUCUAUAUUAUUUUCAAUCUGGAUUUUAUUUAUUGCAUUUUUCAUUUUCCAUUAUUUACUUUCAUUUUAUAAAUCUAUGAGAAUUAAAACAUCUUCCAGAAUUAAUAAAUUAUAUACAAACUUAAAAACUAUAUUGUUAUGGUCAUUUUUGUACUAUGAAUAUAAACCACAAAGAGUUAAAUGUGUUAUUAUUAAUUUAGCUAUAUUAUUUUCAAAUUCAAUGGUUGUUGGUUUAUUACAAAGUCAUGGAUUAGUUCAAGUUAUAUUGUUGAUUAUAAUUGCAGUGAUUGAUUUAUUUCAAAUAUUUGUACUAAGACCUUAUUUUGCUCCCUUAAAAAUUUGGUCAAUUAAAUCCAUGUUCCCAGUUGCAAGAUUUUUAUGUGCUAUGUUAUGUAUUGGAUUUGUUAGAGAGAUAAAUGCAGACGAAGCAGUAAGAACUAUUAUUGCUUACAUUCAUUUAUUAAUUCACGCUAUUGUUUCAUUUAUAUUCGUUUUCCAAUUAAUAUUUUGGUUUUCUAAAACUUGUGUCACCAUUUAUAAAUCUCACAAAACCAAACAAGAAGAUAAACUAUUACAACAACUAAGUAAUAUUGAUUCAAUUGAUGAGUUUGAAAGACAAUUUGAAUAUAAAGCAAUAACUAGUUUUGCAAACAAGAGAGCCACCAAUAAUUUAAGAAAUGAAACAACUGAUUCAGAUGUUUAUUCAAUGGAUGGAGUUGACGAAGAAUUUUUAUUUAGAGGUGGAGUUCAGGCAGCAGACAACCUAAAUUCAGAUGAUAUUAUAUCAAUUGCAGAAUCUCAAACUUCAUUUUUGAGACAACAACAUGAAUCAAAUUUAAGAAAAUUAAAGAAUGAUUACAAGGUAAGAGAAGCUGAUCAAAUUUAUGAAAAAUAUUUCGUUGAUGAUAAAAUUGAUCCAGAAGUUAAAGAACUUUGGGAAAGUAGGAAAAAAACAGGGAUAAAUAAUGGAAUAGGAAAUAGUAAAUUUGAUGAUGCACCAUCAGCAUGUGCUACCACCACAGCAACAACAGCAAGUCCAAUAUUUUUAUCAAAAUUGAAAAAAGUAGCAAAUCGUGGGACCACCAAAUCACCAAAAGAAUCAUCAUUUCACGUUUCUAGACCACGUCAAUUAGUAGUUAAAUCAUUGCAACAAAUACAACAAGAACAGCUCGAAAAGCAGCAAAAAUUAAAUGAGAGAUUACAAAAACAACAAGAACUCGAAAAUCAACAACCUCAAGGAAUUUUCAUUGUUAAUAAUGAUGAUCAACAUUAUUCUGAUGAUGAAAAAUAUUCAUCUUUAUCAAAUUCAAUUUUUGAAAGUACUUCUUCAUCGCAAGAAACUACACUAGAAAAAGAAUCAAAUUAG
Molecule: messenger RNA, 3162 nt
Organism: Lodderomyces jiufengensis
Lineage: Eukaryota; Fungi; Ascomycota; Pichiomycetes; Serinales; Debaryomycetaceae
Exons: 1
Coding region: 1-3162 (1053 amino acids)
Biological process (GO): transmembrane transport
Source: RefSeq, a predicted model, not a curated record